AUGUCUUUAAUUGAACGUUUCAAGAGUGCCAACCAAGGACAUCUCUUCAAGUUCUUUGAUUCUCUUACGGAGGAACGCCAAAAAAAAUUUUUAAAUCAACUUUCGGCAAUCGAAGAUCCUCUGAAGCUAGUUGAAACUGUCCAAAAAGCUAUCAAGUUUUCACCUGGUUGCUCUCUGGCAAGAGCGGUUACUCAGCUUCCUGAUACUGCAACGGCAUCUACUCUCGAUUUUGAUAAUAAAACAAAAAAAGAAUGGAAUGAUAUAGGGUUGAAGGCAAUUUCAAACAAUGAAGUUGGCAUCUUGUUGAUGGCGGGAGGACAAGGCACGAGAUUAGGGUCUUCAGAUCCAAAAGGUUGCUACAAUGUUGGUCUUCCAUCUAACAAAUCGUUGUUCCAAAUCCAGGCUGAAAAGAUCUUAAAAAUUCAGCAGUUGGCUAAGGUUAAGUUUCCAUCUAGUUCGCCCCAUCUCCAAUGGUACAUAAUGACCAGUGGUCCAACAAGACAUCCAACUGAAAAAUUUUUCGGCGAACACAAUUACUUUGGUUUGAAGAAAGAUCAGGUUGUCUUUUUCGAUCAAGGAACACUUCCGUGUUUUACCCUUGAUGGAUCCAAGAUGUUGUUACAGGCUGAAGAUAAGAUAUGCGUAUCUCCGGAUGGAAAUGGAGGCUUAUACAAGGCAAUGUCCAAAAAUGGAAUCUUAGAAGAUAUAGAAAAAAGAGGCAUCAAGCACAUUCAUAUGUAUUGUGUUGAUAACUCCUUAGUCAAAGUUGCUGAUCCCAUAUUUUUGGGUUUUGCCAUCUCUAAAGAUCUCGAAUUGGGAACUAAAGUCGUCAGGAAAAGAGAUGCGAGCGAAAAGGUCGGAUUGAUUGUCCUAGAUAAAGAUAAGGAGAGACCAUGUGUCAUUGAGUAUAGUGAGAUAUCCAGCGAACUUAGUAAUGAAAUGGAUCCUAAUGAACCUUCAAAAUUAUUUUUGCGAGCUGCUAAUAUAGUAAACCAUUACUAUUCGGUCGAUUUAUUGAAGAGGUAUAUUCCAAAAUGGAUUUCUUCUCAGGACUAUUUGCCAUUUCAUAUUGCAAAAAAGAAAAUUUUAACUAUUGAUUGCUCUGGAAAACCCUAUAAACCUGAAGAACCUAAUGGCAUUAAAUUGGAACAGUUUAUUUUUGAUGUCUUUCCAUCAAUAGAGCUUCUGAAGUUUGGCUGUCUCGAGGUAGACAGGGCAGAAGAAUUUUCUCCACUUAAGAAUUCUGAUGCAGCAUUGAAUGAUACACCAUCUACUUGCAGAAAACACUAUCUUGGCUUAGGAACUAAAUGGGUGAAAGAAAAUGGAGGCAUUGUUGAAGAGGGUGGUCUUGUGGAGGUUAGUUCUUUAUCAAGUUAUGCUGGUGAGGGACUAGCAUUUGUCAAAGGAAAGCAUUAUAAAAAUGGAGAUCAAGUUUGA
Priceomyces carsonii is the source of this 1437-nucleotide messenger RNA. RefSeq names its product UDP-N-acetylglucosamine diphosphorylase (gene UAP1). The transcript has a single exon. Lineage: Eukaryota; Fungi; Ascomycota; Pichiomycetes; Serinales; Debaryomycetaceae. The record is from RefSeq and is a predicted model, not a curated record. Bases 1 to 1437 code for a protein of 478 amino acids. Gene Ontology annotation, biological process: UDP-N-acetylglucosamine biosynthetic process. Gene Ontology annotation, molecular function: UDP-N-acetylglucosamine diphosphorylase activity.